Molecule: messenger RNA, 743 nt
Organism: Arabidopsis lyrata subsp. lyrata
Lineage: Eukaryota; Viridiplantae; Streptophyta; Magnoliopsida; Brassicales; Brassicaceae
Product: bidirectional sugar transporter SWEET8
Exons: 6
Coding region: 62-733 (223 amino acids)
Biological process (GO): carbohydrate transport
Cellular component (GO): membrane
Molecular function (GO): sugar transmembrane transporter activity
Source: RefSeq, a predicted model, not a curated record
AAAAAAAACCACAGCUGAAUCAUCCAUUCUUUUGCUAUUUGUCUGCUUCGUUGAUUUCACAAUGAUUAACGUCAAAUAUAUACGUAUAAUCAUCGGAAUUAUUGGGAAUGUUCUGUCCACUUUGAUCUCCCUCUCACAUAUGCCAGAGUAUAUACAAAUAUACAAGAAGAAAUCAGUGGAGGGAGUUAAACCUGAUCGUCAUUUACUGAUGUUGAUUAAAUGUAGUUUGUGGGUUUUGUAUGGUCUCCCUGUUGUUCACAAGGACAGUAUUCUCGUCACCACUAGUAAUGGUGUCGGUUUCGUUAUCGAAGUUAUCUAUGUGGUUGUCUUUUGUAUCAGCUGUGACGACCAAUCACGUACGGAUGUCGUUUAUGUAAAACUUUAUUUAGAGUUUUGCUUUGUGGUAGUUUCCUAUGCGAAUACUAUUUGGGCAAUUGGAAGUUUAGUCGCCAAGCAUACACUCAUUGGUAUUGUUUGCAACCUUUUCAACAUUAGCAUCUAUGUUUCAUUUGCCAAGGAAAAGAUGGUGGAGACUAAAACCUUAAAGUCCAUGCCGUUUCGGUUGUCGUUACUUAGUUUCAUCAACGCUGGACUUUGGACGGCUUAUUCUUUGAUCUACAAAAUUGAUAUCUACGUCCUUAUAUGCAGUGGUCUUGAAACGUUGUUCUGUGCUUUUCAAUUAAUAGUCCAUGCUUGUUCUUACAAGCCACACCAAGUCGGCGUUAUUGGAUAAUACUUUGGAA